Molecule: messenger RNA, 717 nt
Organism: Pipra filicauda (Wire-tailed manakin)
Lineage: Eukaryota; Metazoa; Chordata; Aves; Passeriformes; Pipridae
Gene: KRCC1
Product: lysine rich coiled-coil 1
Source: RefSeq, a predicted model, not a curated record
AUGUCAGUGGACUACACAAAACCUACAGAUUCCUCUUUAUUUUUUUCAGCAAUUGAGGCUGGUUAUUACUUGUGCCCGGUAUGUAAUGACACUUCCAUAGAAAUGUACCAGUCUCACAUGAAAGGAAAUAAGCACUGGAUUAAGCGUGAACAAGGCGAGCAUUCCAGCCUUUUCUCAAAAAAACAGUCUCCUACAAAUACUGGGGAAAAGAGAUUGCCAAGCUGGUCAUCAGCUUGUGAGCAUGCACUAGAAAAGACACCUAAUUGUCUCUCUAACAAGGGAUACUGUAAAGAAGAACAAAUAUCUUAGGUGGCCACCAUCAGAGAUAAGAGCUCCAGCCAUUAAGAAUCUAAAGGCAACUACAGACUUGUGCUUGCUGAAACUUCUACCAGCUCCUACAGAAACGAACAGGAAUCUCAGAUAAAACAUUUCAAAGAAGAACACAUCAGUGAAGAGCUGGAGUAUAAAAAAGAAGCCACAAAGCAGAAAAGAAAGAAAAAUAGUGUAGGUGCAGAUUGUGGAAAAGAAAACGAGAAUAAAAAGAGAAUUAAAUUUAAGCUAGACUUGGUAAAUGAAAAGAAGUCAAGAACUUCUAAAGGCAAAACACUUAAGGAGAACCCCCCAGAGAAAGAAAGCAAAAAGGAUAAUAAGAAGCCUCAGGCAAAUAUCAAAACAGAAGAGGAGCUACCCUGGGAUGAGUCUAUCUUUGAAUAUUGA